This is a messenger RNA of Exaiptasia diaphana, 1025 nucleotides long. RefSeq names its product mediator of RNA polymerase II transcription subunit 6. The transcript is spliced from 8 exons. Gene Ontology annotation, biological process: regulation of transcription by RNA polymerase II. The coding region runs from base 5 to 847 and encodes 280 amino acids. Gene Ontology annotation, molecular function: transcription coactivator activity. Gene Ontology annotation, cellular component: core mediator complex; mediator complex. NCBI's taxonomy places the organism in Eukaryota, Metazoa, Cnidaria, Anthozoa, Actiniaria, Aiptasiidae. The record is from RefSeq and is a predicted model, not a curated record.
CAAUAUGGCGGCCGAUCCUUCAGAAAAUCAGCUUGGCGUUUCGUGGCAUGAUAGUGUUUGGAUUCCAAUUCUUAACCCAACAAAUGUAUUAGAAUACUUUUCGCAAAGAACUAAUCCUUUUUAUGAUCGAACUUGUAAUAAUGAAGUAGUGAAAAUGCAAAGAUUGGAUCCUACUGCUCUUCAAACUAUGUCUGGAAUCGAAUAUGAAGURAUCCACGUACAAGAUCCUAUUUUAUUUGUUAUUCGAAAGCAACACAGGCAUUCCGCUACACAAGUUACACCAAUAUCUGAUUAUUAUAUACUUGCUGGCAUCGUUUACCAGGCACCAGACUUGUGUUCUGUUAUCAACUCAAGAAUGUUAUCAGCACUGCAUAACUUUGAAUCAGCCUUCAAAGAAGCUGUCUCAUAUUCAAGAUAUCACCCAUCCAAAGGAUACUGGUGGCAAUUUAAAGAUUCUCAGAAGAAAACAGAUUCAAAAAGUACAACAGAUACAAAGUCCAAUCAAGCAAGUUCACUGUUYCAACGAGAAGGUGUAAAUCAGUUAUUAGAAGAGUUAUCGAAACAAUUCCCUCCCAAUGUGAUUAAGGAAUCCGUUGGACCUGGUUCCACUACUGGCACAGUCAAAUUAAAAAAAGAGGUCGAAGAUACAAACGCUGAUAUGGGAGAUACGUCAAAAGAAACACCAGAUCCAAAUCUUCAAAUCAACGACACUGCUGUGAAUGGACUUAGUUCGGUACCAGCAGCCUCAACAAUGUCCAAACCAGGACUUGCUAUUCCUGGACAAGGUCAAAAGAGAGGAUCCGACAGUGUUUCGAAACAGCCUCCUCAAAAGAAAAAAAAGCAAUGAAGAGAGAGUCAAGAUGUUGUGAGAUAAUGCUGCAAACUUCAGGGCAAAUUGCUAUAAUUCGUGGUAUUACUAAAUACGAACACUAAGCUUUGAGUCCUGUGAAUUCUAGAGUACUGUAAGCCAAAAAUCGUUUUAAAACGAUAAAAAUCAUAAGUGGCAAUAAAGUAUUCAGAACCAU